Messenger RNA from Cyprinus carpio (common carp), 4390 nucleotides. RefSeq lists its product as uncharacterized. The record is from RefSeq and is a predicted model, not a curated record. Lineage: Eukaryota; Metazoa; Chordata; Actinopteri; Cypriniformes; Cyprinidae.
CUUCAUGACAUUCUGAAGUUUCGGACGCACUGACGCGGCCAGAGACUCUGAGCCAAUCACAAAGCACAGAACGAAUGACGUACAUUCGUCAUGAACUCGCAGGCCUACGCGACGCGCGAGCGGAGAAUCAACUGAUGCUGUGUGUAAAUGAACUCUUUACGUGAUUUCCCAGGAUUUCCACGCCGCGAAAUGUAUGAAGAAAUGUCAGUAGAAAGAAACUGGACGGACAGCGAGACGAGGGCGCUGCUGUACAUCCGACAGGACGAAGAAAUCAGUAGACAAAUCAGCGGAACGGUUCGCGACUCUCUUAUUUACGCUGAAAUCUCAAGGCUUCUCCGCGCGCAAGGGAUCCACAGAACCAAGCGGCAGGUCACCACCAAACUGAAAACACUCAAGCAGAAGUUCCUGAAAAUACACCAGCAUCACAAAAACAACAGCCACGGCAGAGUGUACUGGAAUUACUAUGAUCUCUGCAAGUCCAUCUGGGGCAGCAACCGCUCCACAGACGCUUUAACACUUCACAAUAACCUCAAACUCGAAGAGCCCCAGAGUACAUCCAUCGAGGACGCGAGACACGAGAGCAGAUCCACAGACAUCGAGGUGUCAGUCGGUCACGACGAGGAGACGAAUGACAUGACAGACGUUGUUGCUCAACCUGUGAGGAAGAAGGCCAAAAAACAUUCCAUUAGCGCCUCUGUGAGAGAUCAAGAACCUCUCCACGUGCAGAACCAGAGGGAGUAUGAGGAACGCUUGCACAGGGAAGCCAGAGAAGAGCAGAAGGAGGAACGAGCGAGUCUUAUGGCCAUGUGGAAGGAGAUGAUGGAGUUUCAAGGGAACCUCUUAAAGGAGUUUAUUGACCGCCCAUCUCUGCCUUCACAUCCAUCUUACCACAGACAUGCCCUUCACAACCAAGGACACUCUAGUUUUCCAAGCACUAGCUACAUGGCACCGUACGACUCUCCAGGAGAUGAAACUGAGAAUGAAAGUGCAAUCUCACAAGAGGAAGAGGAGCAGGAGGAAGAGGAGAAAUAUGUUAUUCCAGCUGAGAUUGCACCCGUGUUGGACGUUCAGCCUGUUAACCGUGCAAACGACAGCCAAUCAAACACAGCAGACACUGUUUCACCCCCACCUACACAAUCAGCAGGAAAGAGCGAUCUGGAGAUGUCUGUGCUACGCAGACAGGAAAUAGUAUUACAGCUUCAGGAAGAAUACUAUUCACUCAAAAUCAAGUAUCUGAAACACAAGAUGGCCAAGGAUCCAUGACAGAGCACUAAAGAGGAGUGUUAACUGUUCUGCUCUUUCAAGCUGUGAAAACUUGCUUUGCAAUUGUAGAUGUUCUCAGCUGGACUGUGGAAAUAUCAAUGUGUAUGUGUCUGUGCACCUCAUAUUCCUUGUAGUUCAUAUUACAUAUAUUAACCAGUAGAUGGCAAGGUGGUUACUUCAUAUUUUUAGACAUGUCCAAGAGAAAUGAACAGGUAGGUCUAGGUUUUUCUUUAAAUAUGGGAAUAUUUAUAAACAUUUGUAUGGCAGAUUACUAGCAGUUGUUGUUUUUGGGACAUUAUUUUGCAAAAUUCUCCCCAUUUUCUCCACUAAAUGUUACUGGUCUUAUUAUAAAUGAUUUGUUGGUUUGUUAUGUAACACCCACUUUCACAAUCAAUUCCUGAUGGAUAACAGUCUUGCUCUACCUUUUAUUUUCCCAGUUAAGGUUCUGUUUUGCACAUUAGAGCAGUAAAAUGUGUUGCAAAUACAUUUUAAUGUUGAUUAUAGAAAUUAACAUGAGCUAGACAAUACUGUCCUAAUGUGGAGUAUGUCUGUUACCAUGAUUUUUCAUGGUAGAUACAUACUGUAGUAUUCAAAAAACUAAAUCAAAAGCAAAAGUCUUGGUCACACUUUAUUUUAAUGUUCAAUUCUCAUUAUUGACUAACCAUUAACUACGACUUUCACCUCAAUAAACUCCUAAUUUGUUGCUUAUUAGUAGUUAUUAAGGUAGUUAAGGUAUUGAUUAAGGAUGUAGAAUAUGGUCAUGCAGAAUAUGUGCUUUAUAAGUAUAAAACAGCCAAUAUGUUAAUAAUAAGCAUGCUUAUGAGCACUAGUUAAUAGUGCACUAAAGUGUUACUAAAAUCUUUUUUAAUGAAUUGUUUAAAAGCAGGGAUUCCCAAACUAUUUUUGUUAGUAAAACCCCUUUAAACUAAAAUAUUUUCUUGAGAUUUAAAUUUAUUAUUAAGUUAUAUUUAAUAUUUCAAAGCAUUUGCAUGCUCAUGGUUCUCCGAUGUCAGUUAAUGGUCGCAUGACAUGUAGGUAAACAAAAAUAAAAUAUAUAUUUUAAAUAAUUAUUUUAUUUGGAUUUGUUUUAUUCUAAAGUUAUUUAUUUUUAAUUUAAAAAAAUUCAAUAAAUAAUGGCUUUUCAUUAUCUCUCAACCCUGUGCAGUUCCUUUGUGAACCCCAGAUUGGGAAAUGGUUCAAUCAAAAAAAAAAAAAAAAAAUGGUUAUGCUGUUAUUUGUUCUGUACUCAGUUCUUACAACAUCUGUCAAGCUUUAAAAGAGACCAAAAAUGCCAUAAAACUGCUUCAUAUAAGACUUAAAGCACCCAAGUCUUUAUGUGAGUAUUUUGUGUUCCCUUACAUCUGUCAAACUCCAAAACGGCCCUUUUAACCUUGACAGACACGGGUCACUGUGAACUCUGGGUGUAUGGCAGCUGUGCAACAAUUCUUCAAAAAUGUCUACAUUUGUGUUUCACAGAAAAAAAUAAAAUAAAAUACAAGCAAACAGGUUUGGAAUAACGUGAGUGAGUAAAUAAUGACAGGAUUUUCAUUCUAUAGCCCAUGAAACAGCUCCAAAAUCUCCAGCUAUAAUGUUUUUAUAUCCUUCAGUGUUUUUUUUAACUAUCACUCUAUUUCUAUUGUAUUUUCACAUCCAUCUCUCUCUUGUUCCAAGUCUCCCUCCUGCUAUUACUUCUCACAGGAAGACAUUACAUUUAUACGACAGACCGACAAUCUUCCGUUCAGUGUUUUUGUUUUAAAAUGAUGUGUGAUGCCAAAUUGGCUAGGAUUUUCACUUUCUUUACUGUUGUCAUUUAUAAUUUUUUUCAUGUUUCAGUAUUUUGUGAAAAAAGUUUAUAGAAAGAUUUAGAAUUAUAAAGAAUGUUUUGGAUUGCAUACAGAUAAACAAUUCUACAGCUUUAUAGAGCUUAUAUCUAUAACAUGCUGUUGAUUAUAUAAACACAAAUAUACAUUUUAAUUAAUGCAUUUGGCAGAUGCUUAUCUCCCAAGUAACUUAUAUUGCAAUUAAGCAUGCAUUUGAUACAAGUGCACAUUUGAUCAAGUUAAAGCGAAUCGCUGGGAAUUGAUCCCAUGAUCUCAGUGUUGUUAAUGCAUGCUCUGUUUGGGCUAUAGAAAUGGAGCUAAUCAUUUUGGCUUGUCCUUAAAUUUGUAAAAACAAGCUAAAGUUGGUUGGUAAUGCAUUACCAGUAGUUUAUUUGCCUAAAAAAGUAGUCUCACCACUAAUGGCAUAAUUAAAGUGACUUUACAGCUCACAUAACAUAUAUUUUUUUAUGUGGAAGAAUUAACAUAAGCGCUUAAAAAACAAAAAAACAAGCUGCACAUUUUAAGCCCACGAAAGGGUCUUUAUUGGCAUCUUUGGUUCCAUGAAGAACUUUUAUCAUCCAUGGAACCUUUGCAUUAUACAAAAGGAAAAGGUUCUUUAGAUUUUUAAAAAUUGUUCUUCACACUUAAAACAAAACAAAAAAAAAUGUUUACUGAAAGUUUCUUUGGGGAAUCACAAUGGAAUCACCUUUUGGAAGCUUGAUUUUUAUGAGUGCAUUCCCUUCACAGGAAUAAAUUGUAAAUAUACUGUACACUUAUUUUCUUUAACUGAGAGAGGAGUUGAAAAUGUCUGUGAUAAUCGAUGAAAUGCCACAGAUGUCAUUCAUGGAUAAUAAGUUUGUUAAACUUUGACAGUUAAAAGUUUGUUGGAAGCAUUAUGUCUGCAGCAGAAAGAACAUACUGUAACUUUAAAGUAUCUGUCAGGGCUUCACAUCAUAAAAUGUCCAUGGGGCUUUGUGGUAAAUCCGAAUGUUCUAUGAAAUGACACUCCUGUGAAAGCAGAAAGUAAUUAAUAAAUAACUGGAAUAAAUAUAUAAGAACCUCACAAGAGUUCUCCUGUGGUUUUCCAGCGAGAGGCUGAUGAGAAAUGUCAAACAUAAUGGGCAUGAUUUUCUGUGAAGCAGCUGCUCUCGGGGUCUUGCUGAGUUGGAUUACACUUAACACUUUCCUCCUGGGUGAAAUGUCACCCUCAGACUCGGAGAGAUGACUGUUACCAAGUGCUGCAGUCAAAAUGAAAAACACUGCAACUCUUCAGAUGCUUUGGAGUCAGUGUAGACUCUGGGUGUACA